CUAGUUAUCCUAUAUUGCCUCAGAAAACCAUGUUACUUCAUCCUAAACCUUUUUUUUUCUUUCCUGGUACUUCCAAUCCCAAGCUCAGUUCAGAUAACUCAUGGGUUUCUUCAAAUUGGUCUCCUUUAUUUUCAUCCUUAACUUGUUUGGUUCAACACCCACUUUCUCAUAUUCUUCUUCAACCUCAAAUGGCCUAUCAGAAAUCCCCAAGAGGUUUCUCCAAUAUGCCAAGAAUCCCGAACUGUUUGAUUGGAUGGUGAGAAUCAGAAGGAAAAUACAUGAAAACCCAGAAUUGGGUUUUGAAGAAGUUGAGACCAGUAAGCUUAUCAGAACGGAAUUGGAUAAGAUGGGUAUUCCCUAUAAGUAUCCAGUUGCAGUGACUGGUGUUAUCGGCUUCAUUGGGACUGGUCGAGGCCCUUUUGUGGGCAUAAGGGCUGAUAUGGAUGCUCUUUCUAUGCAGGAAAUGUUGGAGUGGGAGCACAAGAGUAGAAUUCCUGGGAAGAUGCAUGCUUGUGGGCAUGAUGCCCACGUUGCAAUGCUUCUUGGAGCUGCAAAGAUCCUUCAAGAGCAUCGUGAAGAGUUAAAGGGAACGGUUGUACUUUUUUUUCAACCAGCCGAGGAAGGUGGAGGAGGGGCUAUGGAAAUAAUAGAUGCUGGAGAGUUAGAGAAUGUAAAUGCUAUCUUUGGCUUGCAUGUAGCACCUAACUUGCCGGUAGGUGAAGUUCACUCUAGAGCUGGUCCCAUUGGGGCUGGGAGCGGCUUCUUUGAGGCUGUAAUAAGUGGAAAAGGUGGUCAUGCUGCCAUUCCUCAGCACUCUGUGGACCCAAUAUUGGCAGCUUCUAAUGUGAUUGUUAGCUUACAACAUCUUGUUUCACGUGAAGCUGAUCCGCUUGACCCACGGGUAGUUACUGUUGCAAAAUUCCAAGGAGGUGAUGCAUUCAAUGUUAUCCCGGAUUCUGUAAUAAUCGGCGGCACCUUUCGAGCAUUUUCAAAGAGAAGUUUUAUGCAACUCCAGCAGCGGAUUGUGGAGGUUAUCACAGGGCAGGCUGCCGUGCAGAGGUGUAAUGCAACUGUGAAUUUUUUCACACAGGCAAAAAUCUUCUACCCUCCAACCAUAAACCAUCAAGGUUUGCAUGACUACUUCUUAAAUGUGGCUGGGGAUAUGCUUGGCAGCCACAAAGUGAAGGACUUAAAACCACUGAUGGGAUCGGAGGAUUUUUCAUUUUACCAAGAGGUAAUACCUGGAUACUUCUUUUUGCUUGGAAUGGAGAAUGAGACACGUGGACGUCUAGAAUCAUUGCAUUCACCAUACUUCCAAGUUAAUGAAGAUGCAUUUCCUUAUGGUGCUGCUCUUCAUGCAUCACUGGCUGCUAGGUAUCUGCUUGAAUUCCAACCGGAGGUUUCUUUUUCCGAAGUAAAAAAACAUCAUGACGAGUUGUAAAUGUUUCUCGACUAAUGUUCUACCUGUUCAGAUUCCUCACUGGCCUUUGGCACGACAAAAUUGUCGUCAGGCAUUGGGUUUAGAUUUUUAAUUGAUUCAGUUGUAAAUGAAUUCCAAGUUUUAAGUUCAAAUCAUCUAUGCAAUAUACUCUAGGCUCAU
This is a messenger RNA of Juglans regia (Persian walnut), 1600 nucleotides long. Its product is annotated as IAA-amino acid hydrolase ILR1-like 4. The transcript is spliced from 5 exons. NCBI's taxonomy places the organism in Eukaryota, Viridiplantae, Streptophyta, Magnoliopsida, Fagales, Juglandaceae. Gene Ontology annotation, molecular function: IAA-Ala conjugate hydrolase activity. Gene Ontology annotation, biological process: auxin metabolic process. The record is from RefSeq and is a predicted model, not a curated record. Gene Ontology annotation, cellular component: endoplasmic reticulum. Bases 101 to 1441 code for a protein of 446 amino acids.